This is a messenger RNA of Oryzias melastigma (Indian medaka), 1946 nucleotides long. It is a transcript of the gene osgepl1, whose product is annotated as O-sialoglycoprotein endopeptidase-like 1. The transcript is spliced from 7 exons. Gene Ontology annotation, biological process: tRNA threonylcarbamoyladenosine modification. Bases 397 to 1632 code for a protein of 411 amino acids. Lineage: Eukaryota; Metazoa; Chordata; Actinopteri; Beloniformes; Adrianichthyidae. The record is from RefSeq and is a predicted model, not a curated record. Gene Ontology annotation, cellular component: mitochondrion.
UUGUCCGUCUACUAAAUGUGUCCGUGGGGCAACAUGUUUAACUUAUUUUGAGCGUAUGCAAUUUUCUGUUAAAGUUACUUUCAAAAUAUAACUAUUGUGUAGAUUAAGAGGUUAACUAAUUUUAAAAUACAUUUUUUUUACGGCUUACUUUUUAUCUUUUGAUUUGAUUAUGAUCAAUGACACAGUCGGACGUAUUUACAUGUAACACAACCAUUGAGUUGAGUUGAAAUCGUGGUCGGAACUUUCACAAAAAGGAUAAAAUAUACAAAUAUACAAGUGGAAGUGCUUUAUCGUUUCUCUAUGUUUUUACGUUAGUAUUUUUAUUUAAUAAUUAAUUUUAUCUCGUGCUGGCAUGUGAUAUAUUUUCUAUAUACCUUGAAUCUUUGAAUUUAAAUAAUGCUGCCUGCUUACACAAAAAUCAUGUGGAGACUGUUUAAUCGUAGACGUUUAUUAGAUAUUAAGUCUUUGACUAGAAAGGCACACUACUCCAGACUUGUUUUGGGCAUUGAGACGAGCUGUGAUGAUACUGGGGCUGCUGUUCUGGAUGAAACUGGUACAAUCUUGGGAGAGUCUCUUUAUUCACAAAAGGAGGUACAUCUGAGGACUGGUGGUAUCAUUCCCACUGUUGCACAACAACUCCACAGAGAGAGCAUUGAAGUUGUGGUUCAUGAAGCUCUGGAGAGGAGUGGAGUGGCCCCAAGCCAGCUUUCAGCUGUGGCCACAACAGUAAAGCCAGGCUUGGCCCUGAGCUUGGGCAUCGGCCUUGAGUUCAGUAAGAAGUUUGUGAGGAAGCACAACAAACCGUUCAUUCCCAUUCACCACAUGGAGGCCCAUGCCCUGACUAUCAGAAUGCUCCAGCCCGUGCCCUUUCCUUUCCUGGUCCUGCUUGUUUCUGGUGGUCACUCACUUCUAGCCGUUGCUCGAGGAGUUGACGACUUUCUGCAUUUAGGUCACACGCUGGAUGAAGCUCCAGGAGACACGCUGGAUAAAGUAGCAAGACGCCUGUCCCUCACAAAACAUCCCAACUGCUCUACGCUGAGUGGAGGACAAGCGAUAGAACUUCUAGCAAGAAGUGGUGACAGAAGAAAGUUCCCUUUCAGGACACCGAUGGGGCGAAUUUAUGACUGCUGCUUUUCUUUUGCUGGACUACGCAGUCAAAUUACAAUGUCCAUCAUGAAAAAAGAGGCUGAAGAAGGAAUAGAACAAGGUACACUUUUGUCCUGCGUAAAUGAUAUUGCAGCUGCCACACAACACACAGUUGCUGUUCAUCUUGCAAAACGAACCCAUCGUGCCAUCUUAUUUUGUAAGGAAAAUGGCCUUCUGUCAUCUGAGGAUCCCAUUUUGGUGAUGUCUGGAGGAGUUGCAAGCAAUCAGUACAUCCGUAAGACACUGACAGUUCUCACUGAAAAGACGGGACUUCGCCUGCUCUGUCCCCCGCCCAGAUUCUGCACUGACAAUGGCGUGAUGAUCGCGUGGAAUGGUGUUGAGCGUCUAAGAGAGGGGAAAGGAAUUCUGUCUCCAAAUGAGGAUGUCUGUUAUGAGCCCAAGGCCCCACUAGGUGUCGACAUCUCUGCAAAAGUGAGAACAGCAGGGAUCCGGUUACCAUCAGGCAGGAUGAAGAUCUCUUUCUGACAGACGAGACUAUUUGAUGAUUAAUUGCAAAUCUAUUUAUUCGGAAUGUUGCUAGUUUUAUUUACAGUGAAUAGUUUUUGUCAAAGGAAAAGAAACAUUGAUUGAGAUAUGCUUUUUUAAAAAGUGGCUUAUACAAGAAUAAAAAACUGAUUUUUUUUGUUUAAAGAAAUACUUGAUUUUUAUUUAAUUUCUGCUACAGUUGUACAUGUAACUUUAUUUUUGUAGGAAAGGUUCAAUUUCUCCAUGUUAUUGGUUAGUAUUAAAACUAUAGCAUCAAUGUUCUGGUUGUGCACAAAUACAUCAAGAAGAAAUUG